AUGUUAUUAACGAAAAAUGCGCUGAUAUUCGUUGCUCUGUUCGUCAAUUCGUUCUCUCGGAAAUCAACUGAUAACAUUUUUUUGCUCACUGAUGAGGAGAUUCGGUAUUCAUCGAUCUCAAAAGAGGAUAUUGAAUAUGGUCGAUCGAAAACGCGGGAAAUGUUUGAAUUCGGAUGGAGAAAUUACAUGGAAUUCGCAUUUCCAGCUGAUGAACUAGAUCCGAUUCAUUGUCGUGGGCGUGGGCAUGAUCAUGAUAAUCCAGACAACAUCAACAUAAACGAUGUACUGGGGGAUUAUUCAUUGGGACUAAUUGAUACUCUCGACUCGCUUGUUGUCUUUGGAGACGCCGAUGAGUUCAAACGAGCUGUGAAUUUGGUAGUCAAAACUGUUUCGUUUGAAAAGAACACCACGAUCCAAGUCUUUGAAUCCACUAUCCGAGUUAUGGGCGGUCUUCUAGCUGCUCACAUGAUUGCUGUAGAUAAAACAAAUCGUUUUGGACCAUUUUACAUGUCGGAGUAUGGAGGAGAACUUCUGACACUUGCCCAUGAUCUUGCUGGCCGCUUACUUCCUGCAUUUGAAGGAACUGCUACUGGGAUUCCCUUCACAAGAGUCAACCUUCAAAAGGGAGUACUUCCAGGAACCACCAAUUUCACAUGUACAUCUGGAGCUGGAUCCUUGUUGCUAGAAUUUGGUGUCCUCUCGAAGCUACUCGGAGACGAUUCGUAUGAAAAAUUAGCACGACGGGUCAACGAGAAGCUUUGGACUCUGAGGAAUCAGGCAACUGGGUUACACGGAAACUUGAUCGAUAUCCAAACAGGAGAAUGGGUUGGGCAUCUUGCUGGUCUUGGGGCUGGAAUAGACUCAUUUUAUGAGUAUAUGCUGAAGUCAUACAUUCUAUUUGGCAAUGAAAGAGACCUCGAUAUGUACAACGAAUCAUUCCAGCAAAUUGUGACCUAUAUGAGACGUGGUAGAAAUGUUUGUGCUGAUACGAACGGAGAUUCUCCAAUAUAUGUGAAUGUGGAUGCAAGAGAUGGAAGCACAUCGAACACGUGGAUUGAUUCAUUGCAGGCAAGCUUCGCAGGGGUCCUCGUGCUUGCUGGGCAAGUAGAUGAAGCCGUUUGUCACCACGCUCUUUACUACGCAAUUUGGAAAAAGUACGGUGUUCUCCCUGAACGAUUCAAUUGGCAACUUCAAGCUCCUGACGUUUCUUUUUAUCCUCUACGGCCAGAAUUCAUUGAAUCGACAUAUCUACUGUACACAGCUACCAAAAAUCCUUUCUAUCAGCAUGUUGGUCUCGAAAUUCUUGAAUCAUUGGAAACGAUUACACGAGUCAAAUGUGGGUUUGCUACUGUACACGAUGUGGCGGAUAGAAGUCUUGAAGACCGAAUGGAAUCUUUCUUCUUAUCGGAAACAUUGAAAUAUCUCUACUUGCUAUUCGAUGAUAACCAUCCGAUUAACAAAAAAGAACAAGAAAGAGUUUUAUUUUCUACAGAGGGGCAUUUGCUCCCAAUUUCCUCAUUAUUCAAUUCGCCAUCUAGUCCGCCUUCUAUUCUCGAUCCUCCACUUUCUACAUUGCCACGUGGGAACGCCUCUUCCUGUGAAACUGGCUACGAGUUUUCCGCAGGAAUCCCUCCGCUUCGCCAUCCUCAAAUGAAACAGCUAUUCGAAGUAGUUGGAGUAAAUUCAAAUCUUCACAAUUGGGUAUAA
This is a messenger RNA of Caenorhabditis briggsae, 1707 nucleotides long. Lineage: Eukaryota; Metazoa; Nematoda; Chromadorea; Rhabditida; Rhabditidae. Gene Ontology annotation, cellular component: membrane; endoplasmic reticulum. Gene Ontology annotation, molecular function: mannosyl-oligosaccharide 1,2-alpha-mannosidase activity; calcium ion binding. The coding region runs from base 1 to 1707 and encodes 568 amino acids. Gene Ontology annotation, biological process: carbohydrate metabolic process; endoplasmic reticulum mannose trimming; mannose trimming involved in glycoprotein ERAD pathway. The transcript is spliced from 8 exons. The record is from RefSeq and is a predicted model, not a curated record.